Messenger RNA from Mirounga angustirostris (Northern elephant seal), 2008 nucleotides. RefSeq names its product WD repeat domain 12 (gene WDR12). Gene Ontology annotation, molecular function: protein binding. Lineage: Eukaryota; Metazoa; Chordata; Mammalia; Carnivora; Phocidae. The record is from RefSeq and is a predicted model, not a curated record. The transcript is spliced from 14 exons. Bases 441 to 1712 code for a protein of 423 amino acids. Gene Ontology annotation, cellular component: preribosome, large subunit precursor; PeBoW complex. Gene Ontology annotation, biological process: maturation of 5.8S rRNA from tricistronic rRNA transcript (SSU-rRNA, 5.8S rRNA, LSU-rRNA); ribosome biogenesis; maturation of LSU-rRNA from tricistronic rRNA transcript (SSU-rRNA, 5.8S rRNA, LSU-rRNA).
GGAGCAAAUAAGAUAUCCUGAGGACAGCAUGGCAAAAAAAACUACGAUUCCCAGUGGUUACAGCGUCUGAGAAGCGCUGCUUUCUGGGAGUGGUAGUGUCUAGGAACUGUGUUUGAAGUAUCGGUUCGGAAGACAACCUCUUAAAAUUAAAAAGAGAUACAGUUUGAAUUGGGCCUUUCCGUAUCUUCAUAAUCGACCACAGGCCUAAAUAUAUUAAAAGAAAUUUUAAAAAUUAGGGACACUCCGGCUUUAAAACUAUGCUUCACUAAUCGAUGAUUCCUAAAUCUAGGAAUAGGUAGUUGAUGUUUGUGGGCUGGGUCUCUGUGUAAGAGCAGCCUCGUGGUUGUCUCGUUGCUGUGGAGGCCGGAGGAAGGAAAGCGGAAGCCCAGAAGACUGCAUCUUCUCGCUUAUCUGUACAAGCCUUGUGUGUACUCCUAGCCAUGGCUCAGCUCCAGACACGCUUCUUCACUGACAACAAGAAAUAUGCAGUAGAUGAUGUUCCCUUCUCAAUUCCUGCAGCCUCUGAAAUUGCUGACCUUAGUAACAUCAUCAAUAAAUUGCUGGAGGCCAAAAAUGAGUUCCACAAACACGUGGAGUUCGAUUUCCUUAUCAAGGGCCAGUUUCUGCGAAUGCCCUUGCUCAAACACAUGGAACUGGAAAACAUCUCAUCAGAAGAGGUUGUGGAAUUGGAAUAUGUGGAGAAGUACACUGCCCCUCAGCCAGAGCAAUGCAUGUUCCACGAUGACUGGAUCAGUUCUGUUCGAGGGGCAGAGGAAUGGAUCUUGACUGGUUCUUAUGAUAAGACUUCUCGGAUCUGGUCCUUGGAAGGAAAGUCAAUAAUGACAAUUGUGGGACAUACAGACGUUGUAAAAGAUGUGGCCUGGGUGAAAAAAGAUAGUUUGUCUUGCCUACUACUGAGUGCUUCUAUGGAUCAGACGAUUCUCUUAUGGGAGUGGAACGUGGAGAGAAACAAAGUGAAAGCCCUGCACUGCUGCAGAGGCCAUGCUGGAAGUGUGGAUUCUAUAGCUGUUGAUAGCACGGGAACUAAAUUUUGCAGUGGCUCCUGGGAUAAGAUGCUAAAGAUCUGGUCUACAGUUCCUACAGAUGAAGAAGAUGAAAUGGAGGAAUCCACAAAUCGACCAAGAAAGAAACAGAAAACAGAGCAGUUGGGACUAACAAGGACUCCCAUAGUGACCCUCUCUGGCCACAAGGAAGCAAUUUCUUCGGUUCUAUGGUCAGAUGCUGAAGAAAUCUGCAGUGCAUCUUGGGACCACACAAUUAGGGUGUGGGAUGUAGAGUCUGGCAGUCUUAAGUCAACUUUGACAGGAAAUAAGGUGUUUAAUUGUAUCUCCUAUUCUCCACUUUGUAAACGUUUAGCAUCUGGAAGCACAGAUAGGCAUAUCAGACUGUGGGAUCCCCGAACUAAAGAUGGUUCUUUGGUGUCGCUGUCCCUAACCUCACAUACAGGCUGGGUCACAUCAUUAAAGUGGUCUCCUACCCACGAGCAGCAGCUGAUUUCAGGUUCUUUAGAUAAUAUCGUCAAACUGUGGGAUACAAGAAGUUGUAAAGCUCCUCUCUAUGAUCUGGCUGCUCAUGAAGAUAAAGUUCUGAGUGUAGACUGGACAGACACAGGGUUACUUCUGAGUGGAGGAGCAGACAAUAAAUUGUAUUCCUACAGAUAUUCACCUACUACUUCUCAUGUGGGGGCAUGAAAGUGAAUGAUAAAUUUGACUCCAGAGAUUGUUUCUGUAAAUGAAAUUGAUAAAGAAGCUUCAGAUUACAUCAGUGACGGUUCAGAAAGCAGCCUCUUUAAGUUUAUAUAAUGUUUUCACCCUUGAUAAUAGCUAUCACUGUCUAUUUCUUUAUUUUAUAUUUAUUAUACAAUAGUUUAUGUUGUUAAAAUUUAAAUGUGACCUGCUCUCUCUGCCAUAUGCAAACUCUGAAAGUAAACUGAGUUUUUUUAUUUCCUUUUAUAGGUAUUGGUUUGAAUUAAGAUUUGCUUUUGAAA